AUGGCACCUGUUAAUCAUCUGAAAACUAUAGUUGCUGGUCCAGAACUCUCAGAUACAUUUGUUAAGGAGUCUUGGGAGCAAUUAAAGAAUGUUGUUCUUCGCAUACUGACCAAUGGAACCGUAGGUGUAAGCACCGAAAACUUGUAUCAGCUAUGCGAGACACUUUGUCAGUACGAGAAAGCAUCAUAUGUGUACCAGAAGAUUCAUGAUCAACUUAGCGCUUAUGUUCAAAAUCAAUUGCAACUCUUAUCUACUGAGUCUCUAACGGAUACGGCUUUUUGCGAAACUGUGUACUCGUUAUGGAUUAAAUAUACAAACCAGAUAGUUCAGAUACGAUGUAUUUUUUUGUACCUUGAUCGUACUUAUUUUGCGCAUAACACGAAAUACGGCUCUAUUUGGGAUAUGGCGAUUGAUAUUUUUAAAAGCAACAUUCUUAAAUACGACAUAAUUUGGCAAAAAGUGUUAAACGGUAUAUUAACGAUGAUCCGAUUACAAAGAUCAAACAAUACUGUUGAUGAAGGAGUUUUGCAAAGGAAUAUUCGAAUGUUACUUGAUUUAAAUUUAUAUCAUUCAGCGUUCGAAAGAUUCUUGUUAGACGAAACACGCCAGUUCUAUGAUAAAGAAGGCAGCCAUCUGAUACAGACAAUGAACAUAUUUGACUACCUAGAUCAUGUGGCAAGUCGAUUACAUCAAGAAUCAACAAUAAGAAUAAGAAGCUAUUUAGACAAGUCCACGAAGUCAUCUAUACAGUCUAUAGUAGGAAAUGAAUUGUUGAUCAGAAGAGUUACCACUAUACUUGAAAAGAGCUUUCAGUAUUUCCUACAGUUGGAAUCAAUUGAGGAUAUCGAUUAUGCAAGAUUAUCUCUACUCUAUAGACUAUUACAGAAAGUCGACAAGAUUGAUAUCUGUUCAAGGUAUUUCACAAUGUAUGUUAAACAGAAAGGCUCUCGUAUCCUUCGUUCCAACAAUGAAGACGUCGUGCAAAAAAUUUUGAAAUUAUCUCAAUUUGAAUCACAAGUGGAUGAAGUGGUCGAUCACAGUUUCGAAGGAGAUGAGUUAUUCGUAGAAGGGUUAAAAGAAGGAAUUGAAUAUUUCUCUAAUCUUAAAGAGAACAACGUCAUCAAAAUUUUAGCCAAAUACAUUGAUCAAGUUCUGCGAAACUCCAAAAGAACACUUGAUCAGACAUUGUUGGACAAAGGCAUGUUCUUAUUUCAAAAUAUACGCGCGAAAGAUGAAUUUGAAAUGAUAUAUAAGCGUGAUUUAGCAAAGAGACUAUUAUUGAAUGAAUCAAGCCAGCAAGCGGAAAAAUUUAUGCUUGCCAAAAUGAAAGACGAAUGUGGAGCGGGUUACACGGGCAAAAUGGAAGGAAUGGUGAAAGAUAUAGAAAAGUCGGUCGAUUUAAUGAGAGAAUUUAACAUGGAAAAUAAGGGAUCUGUGCCGACGUUGAAUGUUAAUCUGCUCACAUACGGUUUCUGGCCAUCCUAUACACCGACUACAAUCAACUUACCACCUGUAUUCAAAAAUCUGCAAAAUGUGUAUAAUGAGUUCUAUACUGGAAAAUACAAAAGACGAAUAUUGACAUGGCAAAAUACCCUUAGCAUUUGUGAAGUUUUAUGUCAUUAUCCACUGGUAAGUUAG
Mycotypha africana is the source of this 1638-nucleotide messenger RNA. Its product is annotated as Cullin. The record is from RefSeq and is a predicted model, not a curated record. The transcript has 6 exons. Gene Ontology annotation, biological process: ubiquitin-dependent protein catabolic process; protein ubiquitination; DNA damage response. Gene Ontology annotation, cellular component: Cul4-RING E3 ubiquitin ligase complex. Bases 1 to 1638 code for a protein of 545 amino acids. Lineage: Eukaryota; Fungi; Mucoromycota; Mucoromycetes; Mucorales; Mycotyphaceae. Gene Ontology annotation, molecular function: ubiquitin protein ligase binding.